Aspergillus fijiensis CBS 313.89 is the source of this 428-nucleotide messenger RNA. RefSeq names its product 60S ribosomal protein eL34. Gene Ontology annotation, cellular component: ribosome. NCBI's taxonomy places the organism in Eukaryota, Fungi, Ascomycota, Eurotiomycetes, Eurotiales, Aspergillaceae. The coding region runs from base 75 to 428 and encodes 117 amino acids. The transcript has 4 exons. The record is from RefSeq and is a predicted model, not a curated record. Gene Ontology annotation, biological process: translation. Gene Ontology annotation, molecular function: structural constituent of ribosome.
GGUUAACGACGACAACCCGACGACGCCGCCGCCAACUUCUUGACCACCCCAGCCUCGAGGUACGGACAGACAAAAUGGCGAACAACAGAUUGCAAUACCGCCGCCGGAACCCGUACAACACGCGGUCCAACCAGGUUCGGAUCAUCAAGACCCCUGGCGGUGAGCUCCGUUACCUUCACAUCAAGAAGAAGGGUACCGCUCCCAAGUGCGGUGACUGUGGCAUCAAGCUCCCUGGUGUCCCCGCCCUCCGCCCCCGCGAGUACGCUCAGAUCUCCCGCCCCAAGAAGAACGUCAGCCGUGCCUACGGUGGUUCCCGCUGCGCUGGCUGCGUCAAGGACCGCAUCGUCCGCGCUUUCCUGAUUGAGGAGCAGAAGAUCGUCAAGAAGGUCCUCAAGGAGUCCCAGGAGAAGGCUGCCGGCAAGCGCUAA